GAGAGGACGGAGAAAGUUGGACAUUACCCAUUGGAACUUGUGUCGCCGCCUCUACUAUCCACAACGGGGUAGCCUCACAGGGGCUUUUCGGUCACUCCACAGCAAUGGGUCAACCGGGGGUUCAAUUUCAAUUAAGCUCGUUUUUUUGCCUUGGAAAGUUCAAACUCAAAUUGAGGUUGACGAGUGCAGCAUACAAGUAGGUGGAUAGUACUGCAUGUAAAAGAGUAAUGUUCGGCUCGCCUUGGCGAUCAUUGUUUACGAUCGAGUCUCUCGAUAAACAUCAAUAUUGUACUAGGAUGCCAAGCGAGGCACAUUCUUCAAAGGCUAUUUAUAAGAUACUACGGGCGCUGGUUGGUAAUAAAAUACCAAUAUCACCAAUCUCGAGAACUUCACAUCAGCGUCACAAUGCAUCUUUUCAACAUCCUCAUGCUCGCUAGUGUUGCAGCUGCCCAGACGCUCAUCGACUUUGGCCCGUAUUGGUGGCUUCGUCCCGAACUUGAACAAUCACUCGAUGUCCCAGCAGCAUGGAUUCGUUCGGCCAAAACCACCCUUGUGAUAGGAGCCAUCCCUAGCCCCCGGGUCGACCGCCUCGCUAUCUGGCCCGGUAUGGCCACAAGUGGCGGCGAUCUCAUUCAGGCGCUUGCAGUGUCUUUCGCCGAUCCUGACGACAAUUGUGGUGGGAAUCCGGAGGAGUGGUGCACAUGGGCAAGCACACUUGAAGUAACACAAAAAUACGGAACGAUGAUUCCGGCGACAGAGGGAACUCAUAUCACCAUGUACUAUAUUUACAAUGAUCGCACAGAAAUGUAUGACCAGACUGUCUCUGUGAACGGCCAAGUCAUUUCCACGCUCUCAACUUCAUCCGGUAAGGCCCAAAACUGGCAGACUGCCGUUGAAUGCCAAGAGAGCGCAUGCUCCAGCACCGUACCUGCUCAUAGGUACAUUGAUACUACCAUUGUUCUCGAUUGCGCAGACGAGACAUUCGCAAACUCACUUGCCACCUACGAGACGACAUCUUCUGGUUUUACCACAUCCGACGGCGGCAUCACUUGGACUGUUGAUACCAUCAACAUCAACGAAUACACUUUCAAAUCUUCUUAGUCGUAUUCCUAUAAUUGUCUCCUUUUGCAGCCCCCUUCAUUCUAUUGUAGCAACAAGUAUCCAUACCUGUAGUAAUAGUGAUAUGUGAUAAAAAGCGAGAUAAACGAAGACGCGGAAAGGAAGAAAGACGUGGAGACAGAUCAUUCGAUCGAGUAAUACACUUAAUACACAUUUGAAAAUAGGUGGGAAAUAAUGGCGUUGGAUGAUUUCUA
Molecule: messenger RNA, 1313 nt
Organism: Truncatella angustata
Lineage: Eukaryota; Fungi; Ascomycota; Sordariomycetes; Amphisphaeriales; Sporocadaceae
Exons: 6
Coding region: 406-1101 (231 amino acids)
Source: RefSeq, a predicted model, not a curated record